This is a messenger RNA of Aegilops tauschii subsp. strangulata, 1098 nucleotides long. Lineage: Eukaryota; Viridiplantae; Streptophyta; Magnoliopsida; Poales; Poaceae. The record is from RefSeq and is a predicted model, not a curated record.
AUGACCCGCCACCGCGGCGCCCACCGGAAACAAAACACCACCAACCGAGAGGCUCCGAUCCGCCGCGUACCAAGCAGCACCUCCAAGAAGGGAUGCGACACCGACGACGCUGCUGCCCGGACGAGUCCUCGGGUUUCCCCGGGCACGCGGAGGGAGGUGGGGGGUGGAUACCACCGACACCCUCCAGGGAGGAAUGGUGGCACCCGCAGGUGUCACCGCGUCGGGGCCAAAGCCAGCAGGGAUUUCUCCCGCAUUCCAACCCCAACCGCCCAACCGAACGGAACCGACCCGCCAAAACCGUCGCCCAUCACCAUGCGCCAACGCAGUAACGCCGCCACCCACGCCGCCUCGCUACGAACACCACCACGAGGCCAAGAGGACCGGAGAGAAGCUCACCACGACGGGAGCAGCAACAUCGACGCCGAGCGGGAGGGAACCACCUCCACCGCCGUCGUGCGGGAGGCCCGUGCCUCCGGCACCGUCGCGGUAGCCGUCCGGACGCAGCAGCGGGGCAUGCCGGGCCACCCCUGGCCCAGCCAGGCCCGAAGCGGGCCCGUUAAGCCCCGCCGGCCGCAAUGCAGCAGGCCGGCAUCGUCGCCGCCGUCACCCAGCCACGCGUCGCAUCUCCCCCGCCUCCCAGAAGCCACACCGGAGCCAUCCCCGCCGCCGGCCCGCCCAGGCCCAGAUGGGACUCGAAGGGCCCAGAUCUGGGCCGAGCGGACGACGACAGAUCCCGCCACCGCGGCGCCCCGCCGCCAACGGCGGCGCCGCCGCCCAGUUGCUCGCCUACAUGCGCCACGGAGCCCCGCCGCCCCGCCAGACCGCCGCCACCUAGAUGCACCCUCCGGAGCCGCUCCGCCCGUGCCGGAGACCGACCGGGAGGGGAAGGGCCAGGAGGCCGCCGCCACCAGCAGCCCCAGGGCCAAGCCGGCCGCGGGCGCCGGCGACGGCGGCGAGGUGGAAGAAGGGAGGGGGGAGCCUGGAGGGAGGAGGCCCGACGCGCGGCCGGCUUAUCCUUACGAGUUCAGAUCAAUGAGCCUCAAUAUGCCAGUUGUCUGGUUGCACACUCAGCGUGCAUUGUUAAUAGUAUGUGUUUGA